Messenger RNA from Pseudomyrmex gracilis, 1423 nucleotides. Its product is annotated as protein FAM192A. Bases 250 to 1059 code for a protein of 269 amino acids. The transcript has 5 exons. Gene Ontology annotation, cellular component: nucleus. Lineage: Eukaryota; Metazoa; Arthropoda; Insecta; Hymenoptera; Formicidae. The record is from RefSeq and is a predicted model, not a curated record.
AAACCAAACCAUUUUGUAUAAUAUUACGAGGUGAUCGGAAUCAGUUUUGAAAAAAUAGUCAAAACUAACGUUUAAAAUCAUUUUUUUUUUUAGAGCGCACACACGCCGAAUAAUAAUACACGCCACAAAUUUUAAAUUCUUUCAUUUAAAGAGCUCGUUUCUUUUACAUAGAAAGUUGUAGAAACAAUUUUUGUGUACAUUUGUACAUUGCUUUUCAUAAAAAAAGAAAUAUAUGCAAAAAUUGUAAAAAUGAGCUCAGGUUUCAUAUCAGAAGCAGAAAUUGCCGAACAACGGCGACUUCGACAAGAAGAGUGGGAACGUGUACGAACUGCUGAUCAACCUUUAGAAGCUCCAGAAGAACCUUAUGAUCCCAGAUCGUUAUACGAGAGAUUACAAGAACAGAAAACUAAAAGAGAUUUAGAAUAUGAAGAAGCUCAUAAAUUAAAAAACAUGAUUAAGGGAUUAGAUGACGACGAGGUAGAAUUUUUGGAUUUGGUCGAUAGAACUAAAUUGGAAGAAGAACGUAAAAAGAAUCUCGAAGAAGAAAAAGAAAUGCGCGAUUAUAAAGCUAAGGUCGCUUCGCUAAAAGAACAAAAAUUGAAUGAAAAGUUAAAGCAAGAAUUGAAGAAUCCACCUGUCAGCAGUAAACACGCUAUUAGUGGAAGCAGUCGUUCAUCGUCAUUAAAGUUGCCAGGAGGUAUUGUGAUAAAACGAACUGACAAACAAAAACAAGAAGUACCGAAGGGAAUAAAAAGAAAGUUAUCCGACGGUGAAACAGAUCUUACCAAAAUGGAAAAAGUAAAUACAUCUCGCGAACAAACAGCUGAUACUUCUAGUCGAGAAUCAGAUAAAGAAACUCAUAAUGUACCAAACCAAGUAAAUAGUAAUAAAUAUAGUGGACUCAAAUGCAUCGGUAUAUUGCCAGGUCUUGGUACAUACGACAAUUCUAGUGACAGUGAUUGUAGUUCCGACACAGACCAGGAAAUGGAACCAAAUCCUUCUAUAUACGAUAUGUUAGGUCGAAAAAUAAAAACAUUGAAAGAGAAGGAUAAAAGUUGAAUGACAAACUUGUACAUACAUAUAUAUAUUUACAUGUAUGUAUGAACAAAAUAAUGUCUCUUUGUGAAUAUAGAUUGUUCCGAUGUGUGUGUAUGUGUGUGUGCGCGCGCUCGUGUGUGUGUUACGUUCGAUUGAUACUCAUGCAUAUAUUUCUACAUGUAUUUAACUAAACUCUACAUAUAAUGUAUUAUUAUACAAGUGUGUUUUAGUACUAAAACAAAACAUUUUCAGUUACUUUGCUUUUUUUUUUUUUCAUUAUCAGAAUUCCAAUUUAUAAUGUACAUACAACCCACUUGUAAGAAAAUAAAGAACGAAAAACAACUUAGAACAUUGGAACACAAAUAAAUAAAUUACAAUAAAAUCA